AUUGUCGCGACCGCUGUUUUCAAUAAAGUUAAUUCAAAUAAACAACGUGACGUACGGCGCACAAUGGCAGCCAGUGGCUCAGCUGUAACAGUUCUCACCCCAAAUGGGAGAAGACAGACAGUUAAAGUGUCUUCAAACACACCGUUAUUACAGGUGCUGGAGGAGGUUUGCAAAAAGCAUGGAUUUGACCCCGAUGAUCACGGUUUGAAGUUUCAGAGGACUGUUAUGGAUCUUACAUUACCAUGGAGAUUUGCCAACCUGCCAAACAACGCAAAACUGGAAAUGGUGACAAGCACAAGGAAACAAGCUGCAGCUGACAGCCAGGUGCGGAUUGCUCUGCAGAUGGAGGACGGCUCUAGGCUCCAGGGUUCCUUCUCCUGUGCUCAGAGUUUGUGGGAGCUGCUGACACAUUUUCCUCAGACCAGAGUGUCAGAGCUUUCUGAAACAGGAUCCACUCCUGUGUGUGUGUACAUGAGAGAUGAGGUAAGUGGAGAAGAAGCACUAAAGGAAACCACUCUGAAAUCUCUGGGUCUCACAGGAGGAAGUGCCAUUGUCAGGUUUUUACUAAAGAAAAAUACCCCGGGAGAAGAACAAGAUGGUAGAGAGGUCACCAAAAUAGUUGUUAAGCCAAUCCUGCCUGUUGCUAAGGAAACCGCAUUUAGCCCAGCAUCCCAGCCAAGUCCUGCUCUUUUGCAUCCAGAGACGUCACUGUCAGAUGUGACUAAAGGCUCAGCUCAUGGUAGUCCAAUGGAAACUCCGAUUCCCGUGUCUUCCAUAAGUACACCUCCACUUCAACAGGAAGACGUCCUGAAACAUCAGGAGGCCGUUCGGCCAAAGGUUCCUCUUGUCGGUGGUGAAACGCCAGAGGAAGAUGGCGAGAAGGCAGGACCUUCGGGACUGAACUCCCAUCACUCUUCCUCCUCGUCCGUUCCCUCAGCUGCUUUCAUUCCCUUCUCUGGAGGUGGCCAGCGCCUCGGAGGCCUGGGUAUCGGAGUACCGGCGCAUUCUGCAUCUUCAGCCUUGUCAUCCUCAUCACCUCUGACCACUACAGUAGAGUCACCCAAAGCCAAGAAAGCCAAACCGAGCUACUCUUCUAGUGCUAAGCACCAAACCUCAGCCAAUCAGUCAAAAGAGGGGACAGAGGACUUAAAGCCAGUGGACAGGGAGUCUCUCAUCUACCACUUGGACUCAGUCUCCUGUCACUCUGAGGAUCAGGGAGAGCUGCCUGAUGAGUUCUUUGAAGUGACCAUGGAUGAUGUGCGGAAGCGCUUUGCCCAGCUGAAGAGUGAAAGAAAGCUAUUGGAAGAGGCUCCGCUAAUGACUAAAUCUCUAAGAGAAUCACAGAUGAAAGAGAAGAUGGACAGAUACCCCAAAGUGGUCCUGAGGGUUCAGUUUCCAGACAGACACGUUCUACAGGGCUUUUUCAGGCCUCUCGAGACAGUUGGUGCUGUGAGGCUGUUUGUGAGCAGCCACUUGGAAGAUCCCCAGCUCAGUUUCUACCUGUUCACCACCCCCCCAAAAACCAUUCUGAGUGACCCUUCAGCUUCUCUUUUCCAGGCCGACCUGGUCCCUGGUGCGCUGGUGUACUUUGGCUGUGACGCUAGGACAGAUUGUUACAUAAAGAGGGAUCUACUUGAAUCGUCUGUCUCAGCCUCGCAAGCAAAUGAGACUGUGGCAAGCUGCAUGCUCCAGUCCCCAACACCCUCUUCCAGCUUUCUGGCCCCUGAAGAGCCACUGCAUCCUCCAGAACAGGAGCCUUCAACAGGAGCCAGCGAUGCUGCAGAGGAUGAGCAGGACGCUUCUACACAGACCCAGGCUGCUAGAACCACCAGGUCUGAUCCAGGAAAGGUGCCCAAAUGGCUGAAGCUUCCAGGUAAAAAAUAAAAUGACUGAUGCGCAUCGAUGCAAGGACUGAUCACGGCAGGCGUCGGACCAGCUCGGCCACCCAGAAUUAGGAGAGCGCUUAAAUCAUUGCUGUGCUUUGGCUCUAGAAAAAAAAAAACUCUGAUGGAUUUGAUCUAUCAUGGAGGAAAGUACUGAACCUGGUUAAGUAGUAAUGUUCGAUUGCCAAGAAGAUUGAAGUGAUUCAUUCCGGUUGCUGUUUGUGUGGAGGGGGGCUGAAGAGGUCGAACUGUAACACACAGUGAAUAAAGAUGUUUGAUGGUUGAUCUAAAA
This is a messenger RNA of Betta splendens (Siamese fighting fish), 2175 nucleotides long. RefSeq names its product ASPSCR1 tether for SLC2A4, UBX domain containing (gene aspscr1). The record is from RefSeq and is a predicted model, not a curated record. The coding region runs from base 64 to 1884 and encodes 606 amino acids. Gene Ontology annotation, molecular function: protein binding. Gene Ontology annotation, biological process: signal transduction. The transcript has 17 exons. Lineage: Eukaryota; Metazoa; Chordata; Actinopteri; Anabantiformes; Osphronemidae.